Messenger RNA from Gongylonema pulchrum, 372 nucleotides. NCBI's taxonomy places the organism in Eukaryota, Metazoa, Nematoda, Chromadorea, Rhabditida, Gongylonematidae. The record is from the annotation of a GenBank genome assembly.
AUGGAUUACGCAUACAACAGGUCACGUGAAAAGCAUACUCGUCGAGAUAAGCCAGAUGAAUACAGUCAGAACAAGAAAAUGCUUUAUUAUUGCGUGACCUAUCAGCUCGGUUGGGUAAAUCAGAACUGCAUCGAUCCGAAGAUCACUGCUAAGCUGUACAGGAGCAACAGCAUCUGCGCGGAAUGCCAACCAGAAGCUCGGACACAUCGGCCUACGGCAACCUGUGCCUCGGAACUGAAGGACGGAGAAACCGGUUUCUGGAAAUUAAUUGGACCAAAAUCCUGUAAUGGCAUCUGGAAAAGGAUAUCCAGGACCGAUCACUGUCGAUGCGAAGUGAACUUCCCGAAGCAGGAUGCAUUUUUGCUUGUUUGA